Molecule: messenger RNA, 810 nt
Organism: Nicotiana attenuata
Lineage: Eukaryota; Viridiplantae; Streptophyta; Magnoliopsida; Solanales; Solanaceae
Product: putative proline-rich receptor-like protein kinase PERK6
Exons: 4
Coding region: 1-810 (269 amino acids)
Biological process (GO): protein phosphorylation
Molecular function (GO): protein kinase activity; ATP binding
Source: RefSeq, a predicted model, not a curated record
AUGGUCUCACCAAAACAACAGAACAAAGGUGUUCGACGAAUUGACUUCAAUGUUGGGUCCAGCUCAAAUUCUUUCGAGGCUCUAGCUACUGUUGGGGACGUUGAAGUUUAUGCAAUAGUUCUACAUGAUAGUGGGAUGUCCAAACAACUGGUACUAAUGCCCAACAAGGAUCGAGGAGGACAAGGUGCUGCUCGGGGGCUGGAGUAUCUACAUCACGGCUAUGACAGACCUGUUAUGCACUGUGAUGUCAAGUCUAGCAACAUCUUGUUAGAUGAAAAGAUGAAGCCCAAAAUUGCUGAUUUUGGACUAGCUAAGGUUUUGCAGUAUGCUUACACAACCAAGGUGACCGAGAAGAGUGAUGUCUACAGCUUCGAAGUGGUACUAAUGGAAUUGGUGACCGGAAAGAAGCCCGUGGAUGCAGAGUACGGGGAAAACAAUGACAUAGUCCAAGGAGAGGAAGCUAUAGAGGGUAUGAAUCAGAGCAAAACAGGACAAGAAGGUGCAGGGGAUAGUACUGCUAAAUCAAAAUAUAAUAGAGUAGAUCCAAACAAACAGGCAGCCAAGGUGCAGAUUGCAGCAGAGGUUACUGUUCCAUUGGAAACACUCCAAUUCCAAAAUGACAACAACACAUGUAACAAACAAGUGAUUGACAUGCAGAAGAACACAGAUCUUUGGGCUACAGAUGGGGCAAAAGGAGUUGAAAUGCAAGAAGAUCAGACAAACAAAGACCUGGAUGAGGAGUCAACUGCACAGAAUUUUCUCAAUGUACUAAACAAGGAGAUUUAUCUCCUAGGCAUAUUGAGCAGGUGA